UCAGUUGCGAGUACAACAAAGCCUUCAGAUAAUCAAAACUGAUGUAAUUAAACGAUUUAAUUAUCUAUAUUUAGCCGACGGAAUUGAAGCCAUAACCCAAUAUUAAACCAUGUCAGUAAAGAUAAAAAGGAGUCAUCUUGCACAAAAUACACACACUAACCUCCACCUCAAGACGUGCAAGCCACAAACUUCCUCCUCAUAUACACAUAUAUCCGCGCACGCACAGCAUGCCAUCCACAGCAAACAUGAUGAUGAUCAUUGAGUUAUUUUAACAAAUACCUGUUGCUCGAUGAAUACUAAUCUUAAGCCUGCAAAGCCACCAAGUCUGCCAAUCACAAAACCUCCGUCUUUCAAGAUGUCAGCUGCCCCACAACCGCCGCCGACGCCUCCCUCAAAUGCAAGCCCGACCUCCACCGAUCCCCUCCCUACCUACGCUCUUCAACAACCAUCAAACAAAGGGAAAAACCCAUCAAAAUCCACCAAACUCUUCCGUCGGUUCCGCGCGGUUUUCCGGUCAUUCCCAAUCAUGACCCCGGCAUGCAAAAUCCCCGUCUCCCUCAACGGAAGCCGCCUCCACGACGGCCACAUCCACGGAGGGACUAGAAUAACCGGAACCCUAUUCGGGCACCGGAAAGCUAGAAUUAACUUAGCUAUCCAAGAAACCCCAAGGUCUCUCCCAAUUUUAGUACUAGAACUGGCAAUUCCGACAGGAAAACUGCUCCAAGAUAUGGGAAUGGGGCUCGUUAGGAUUGCGUUGGAAUGCGAGAAGAAGCCGGCGGAGAAGAUCAAGAUCAUUGAUGAGCCAAUUUGGACAAUGUAUUGCAAUGGUAGGAAAUCCGGGUACGGCGUGAAGAGGGAACCAACCGACGAAGAUUUGAUGGUGAUGCAAUUGCUUCACGCGGUGUCAAUGGGUGCUGGUGUGGUGCCAAACAAUGGAGAAGAGCAUCAGGAUGGAGAGUUGGCGUAUAUGCGUGCGAGCUUUGAGCGGGUGACUGGGUCUAAGGAUUCAGAGACGUAUUACAUGUUGAAUCCCGAUGGGAACUGUGGCCCUGAACUCAGCAUUUUCUUCGUCAGGAUUUGAUCAAGUUCUAGCGCAAGCAUGUACGCAUUGAAUUGCUACGAAUAAAUGAUUGGUGUGCAUGUCAUGAGCCAGGAAAAAAAUAGAGGAGAAGAAAAGAACGAGUUCAAUGUGACAAUUCUACUAGUGAAAAUUAAGGGAUGUGAAAUUCAUUAAUUUACAUGUUGUA
Tripterygium wilfordii is the source of this 1247-nucleotide messenger RNA. RefSeq names its product protein MIZU-KUSSEI 1-like. The record is from RefSeq and is a predicted model, not a curated record. Gene Ontology annotation, biological process: hydrotropism. The coding region runs from base 290 to 1081 and encodes 263 amino acids. The transcript has a single exon. NCBI's taxonomy places the organism in Eukaryota, Viridiplantae, Streptophyta, Magnoliopsida, Celastrales, Celastraceae.